AUGGCGCCAUCAAUAACUCGCGGUGUAGCCACCGUCCCGCCUCAACCCUCGGCAGAACAACUUGACGCCGUCCGCGCCUCGAUCCGCGACCUCCUGCAUCAGCCCGACUACGACGAUGGCUCAGCCGGCCCGGUCCUCGUGCGCCUAGCGUGGCACAGCGCAGGCACAUACGACGCCGCGAGCGGAACGGGGGGUUCCAACGGCGCGGGAAUGCGGUACGAGGCCGAGGGCGGCGAUCCCGCGAACGCGGGGCUCCAGCACGCGCGGGCAUUCCUCGAGCCCAUCAAGAAGGCGCAUCCGUGGAUUACAUAUGCGGACUUAUGGACGCUCGCUGCGAUCGUCGCGAUCGAGGAGAUGGGUGGGCCGCGGAUCGCGUGGAAAGGCGGGCGUACGGACUUCGACGAGACGGAGGCGCAUCAGGCGAAGAUCCCGCCGCACGGGAGAUUGCCUGAUGGCGCGCAGGGCGCCGAUCACUUGCGCUUCAUCUUCAAUCGUAUGGGGUUCAACGACCAGGAGAUCGUGGCGCUCAGCGGGGCACACAAUUUAGGGAGAUGUCAUAUCGACCGUUCGGGUUUCGAGGGCAAGUGGGUGAACAACCCGACGCGCUUCUCGAACCAGUACUUCCGCGUCUUGCUUGCGAACGAGAAGGCGUGGAAGCCGAAGACGCUCGACAACGGAGUCGCCCAGUUCGUGUACGUGGAGGAGCCGGUCGAGGAAGAAGAGAGUGACGAAGAGGUGGUAGAAGGGCUUAUGAUGUUGCCCACGGACAUGAGUCUUUUAUCCGACCCGUCGUUCCGCAAAUGGGUCGAGACGUAUGCUACCGACAAGGAUCGCUUCUUCGCGGACUUCGCGGCCGUCUUCGCCAAGCUUAUGGAGCUGGGCAUUCGACGUGAUGUUCAUGGGAACGUCGUGAAUGACGCGAAUGUGGAGAGCGGGUAUCGUAGCGCACCCAAGAAAAGCGAUGAGCCUCGGGCGAAAUUGUAA
Xylaria bambusicola is the source of this 984-nucleotide messenger RNA. RefSeq names its product peroxiredoxin. NCBI's taxonomy places the organism in Eukaryota, Fungi, Ascomycota, Sordariomycetes, Xylariales, Xylariaceae. Gene Ontology annotation, molecular function: heme binding; peroxidase activity. Gene Ontology annotation, biological process: cellular response to oxidative stress; response to reactive oxygen species; hydrogen peroxide catabolic process. The transcript has a single exon. The record is from RefSeq and is a predicted model, not a curated record. The coding region runs from base 1 to 984 and encodes 327 amino acids.